UUAAGAUCUGUCAUUGUGAAAAAGCCUAGCGCCGGUUCCUUUUCCUUCCUUUUUUCUUUCUUAAGUAACACUUUCACAGGCUAGUGCUCUUUUUGCAUAUCAGUAACAGCAUCAAAAACUAGCUUUUUUUUUCCUUUCUCCUGUCCGCAUUUUCCCAGACAGAACGCCCUGCCUGUUCCAGUGGAGCUCGCCUGUGUCGCUUUCUGUGGUCCAAUUAUAUCUCUCAGGACCUAUGCUCGCCACUGUAUUGACUAUUUCCAACUCCAGCCUGCAGAAGCUGUUGUUUGCAGCCAUAAAAGUAGCACUGGUUGUCCUGGUCAUCUGGCUGGCAGCUUUCAGCAUGGACCUCACCAAGCGGCCCCACAGAACCACGCACACGCUGAGGGUCCUGCUGUGGCACUACCCCUUUGGGAAACGCUUCAACCUGAGCUGGGACGUCUGUUUGGACCUCUACAACAUCAGACACUGUGCCCUGACCGACGACCGCUCCCUCUUCAACCAGUCCCACGUGGUUGUAUUCCACCACCGGGAGAUCCAGAGCAGGGUCUCAGCCCUGCCCUGGGAGCGUAGACCCUCGGGGCAGAUGUGGGUCUGGAUGUCCCUGGAGUCUCCGAGCGGCAACAAAAGAGUGAAGGAGCUCAACGGCCUAUUCAACUGGACCCUGAGCUACAGGAGGGAUGCAGAUAUCUCCGUGCCAUAUGGGGAGCUGGUGUCCGGCAGUGGGGCUCCCCAACCCAGACCCAAGACCGGAUUAGCCACCUGGGUGGUCAGCAACAAGAAGACGACGCAGCUGAGGAGCCUGGUGUACGCCAGCCUGCGCAACCACCUAAGAGUGGAUGUCUUCGGGAAAUCUAACCACCGGCCGCUGUGCCCGGACUGCCUCCUUCCCACCAUCUCCAACUACAGCUUCUACCUAGCCUUUGAGAACUCUGUGCACCAGGACUACAUUACAGAGAAGCUCUGGAGGAACUCCUUAAUGGCCGGGGCAGUGCCGGUGGUGCUCGGCCCCCCCAGGUCUAACUACGAGGAGUUCCUGCCCCCGGAUUCGUUCAUCCACGUGGAUGACUUCCACUCCACCAGAGAGCUGGCUGAUUACCUCAAGGAGGUGGCGGGCAAUGAGAGUCGAUAUCAGCGCUAUUUCGAAUGGAGGAAGAUGGCCACCGUGAAGCUGUAUGCAGAUUGGAGGGAGCGGCUUUGCACCAUCUGCGCCAAGUAUGAGCGGCUCCCCAAAACUAAAGUUUAUCACGAUCUGGAGGCUUGGCUUCACAGCUCAGUCUUCUAUAUGUGGCUGAUGAUGAUACACAAAACCACACGGUGCCAGGGCAGAUGCAACUCAACAUGGUGGUAAAAUGCCUCCUCCGCUUGUUUCAACUGCAUUUCCAACAGCGCUGAUGCAGAAGAACGCUGUUUACUGUGUAGCAAUGAUGUUGGUCUGGAAGCGUGGCUUCGACAGCUUGCACGAAAAAAAAAAUGCUCACCUGUCUUUUUUGGGCAACAUCAUUAAAAACGAUGUUUCGUCUCGGUGACUUUAUCAGAUUCUCAGAAGAGGGUGCUGUUAAGUUUCAGUUUUGAAAUGGCUAUAAGUGUUGGACACACCCCAUCUUCACCGGGUUUCAAGCGAAACCCUUUAUUGUGGUCCACGCCGCUUACCUGGUGUUUAAGCGGAUCAGACUUUUAGUCAGCAGUGGUUUAGGAACCUGCAAUCAUUAACAUCCAACCACUUCUCAUAAAUGUUUCAGUAGAUGUUUAAAAAUACCCAACCAUCAGAGAUGUGUUAAUACUUCUUCAAUUAAAAUGUGCAGCAUGCAAAGAGAUACCUUUAAAUAAUCUAAGA
Molecule: messenger RNA, 1834 nt
Organism: Polyodon spathula (Mississippi paddlefish)
Lineage: Eukaryota; Metazoa; Chordata; Actinopteri; Acipenseriformes; Polyodontidae
Gene: fut7
Product: fucosyltransferase 7
Exons: 2
Coding region: 233-1348 (371 amino acids)
Cellular component (GO): membrane
Molecular function (GO): alpha-(1->3)-fucosyltransferase activity
Source: RefSeq, a predicted model, not a curated record